Molecule: messenger RNA, 1765 nt
Organism: Achroia grisella
Lineage: Eukaryota; Metazoa; Arthropoda; Insecta; Lepidoptera; Pyralidae
Product: 3-ketoacyl-CoA thiolase, mitochondrial-like
Exons: 8
Coding region: 464-1660 (398 amino acids)
Biological process (GO): fatty acid beta-oxidation
Molecular function (GO): acetyl-CoA C-acetyltransferase activity
Source: RefSeq, a predicted model, not a curated record
UUUGUUAUGGGUACCAAACAACUGAUAUAAAUUAACACCUCCAUAAUAUACAUAGAAUACACCCAGACCAAUACAAACAAUCGUACUCAUGAAUACAAAUGUUUGUACCGUACGAGGAAUUGAUCCCGCUAACAUCUAAAAGAAAAGUUAUGUAAUAAAUAAGUUAUCAAUUUCAGCUCCUACAGUAGCAUCGCUAUCACUAAAAAUUCCAUCUCUCGAGAGACGAGAUUUACAUAAAAUAAUGUUUAAAUAUACAAUAAUAAAUGACAAUUACAUUGCUCUGUAGUUUAAUAUGUAACAAACAAAAAUAUCGUUGUAUCAACAAGCUGAUAAAGCGAAGAUAUGAACUCACACAAUUAUAUAUCACUCUCGGUACAAUUGCUAAAGUAAUAACUCGUUUUAACAACACAAAUAUCAAAACAUUGUAGGUAUUUAUAUUGCAAAUUAAUUUAAUUUGAGAAGUAUGGCAUUGCCGAGCAAAGGUAUAUUCAUAAUUGGAGCGAAAAGAACGCCAUUCUGCAGUUAUGGUGGACCAUUGAAAGACAUUACAGCUUCACAGAUGUUUGCUGCUGCUGCUAAAGAUGCUAUUCGAUCUUCUAAUAUUAAUGCUUCUGAUAUAGACAAUACAAUUGUGGCAAACGUUCACUUUUUGAGCCAGUGCGAUGGUGGUAAAACUCCGAGAUACUGUGGUAUAUACUCAGGUGUUCCUAUCGAUAGACCAGCUCUGGGCGUGAACAAAGCAUGCGGAUCUGGGUUGCAAACUAUAGUGAAUGGUGCUGUGGAAAUUAUAACAGGGUUAGCAAAAACAUCAUUGACCGGUGGUACAGAGCAUAUGUCAUCGUUGCCACAUUUGGUAAGGAAUAUUCGAUUCGGUUCCACCCUGGGUUCCUCGUAUCAAUUCGAGGACUACAUCAAAAAACAGUUUCUGGAUAGUUAUAGCGGGGUUACACUGGAGAAGGUAGCAGAAGAUUUAGCAAAGAAAUAUCAGAUUUCAAGAGAGGAGAUAGAUGAUUUUGCUUUACUAAGUCACUUUAAAUGGAAGGCAGCUCAGGAAGCAAAUAUUUUCGAGAAAGAGAUAACAAAUGUGACCGUUACAACAAAGAAGAAAGAGAUAGUGGUAGAUAAAGACGAAGUACCGAAAACGGAUUUAAAUGCGGAAAAAUUGCGGCAAUUACCAACUAUUCUAGAUGACGGAUCAUUGAUCACAACUGGAAAUUCAUCACCUCCAGCAGACGGCGCUGCUGCGUUAAUACUAGCUGGAGAAGAAUCUGUGAAUCAGCACAAUCUGCUUCCUUUAGCAAGAGUUGCGGCUUGGUCUUGUGUAGGGGCCGAUCCAUUGGAAACUGGUCUGGCUGCUGUUCCCGCUGUGAAGAAGUUAUUACAAAUCUCGGGCGUCAGUGUAAAUGACGUGGAUAUCUUUGAGAUAAACGAGACCUUCGCAUCACAGGUUGUGAUCUGCGCCAAACAGCUAAAUAUAGACCUUAGUAAGGUGAAUGUUAAUGGUGGUGCUGUAGCAAUGGGGAACCCCAUAGCAGCUACAGGCGCCAGGAUGGCUGUCCAUAUUGUUCAUGAAAUGAGCCGCCGGAAGUUAAAAAGAGGAAUCGCCGCGUCGAGUUGCGGUGGAGGUCAAGGCGUAGCUGUUAUGUUUGAAGUUUUAUGAUUACACUAGCUGUUCCUGCGACUUCGUCCGCGUGGAAUUUAACUUUAUUUUUCUAAAAUAAAAGUAGCCUAAAGAACUAAAAAUUAUUUUGUUCGUCUUAAUUUA